AUGUCUGCUGCACCAACCCCAUCAUUGCAGAAGGAUGCAAACGAUGCGCCCAAAGGGGUUCCACAAGAUACCCUCAACAUCGUGCUCACAGCGAUUUUGCUGAUGCUGGUCAUUACAGGAUGUUGCUGGUGGCUUGCAUUUUUGCCUGAAGACAGCUACAGCUGCCCCAUCGGCAUGUCUGAUGCUCCAGUAAGAUUCUACAAUCUUACCAUGGCUGUGGGGGCGUCCAGCCUGAUGAUAUGGCAUUACCUGGAUCCAGAUGCCUUGAAAGUGCGUUACACCGUCUUGGGUCGCCCUGAAUUCCCUGUGUUGCACCGAGAGUUUCUGGGUGUACAGCGAUGGUCCACCUUCACUUCCUGGAGCAAUUUAAGUUGCACCAUGUUUCUUUGCUCUGCUGCCAUAUUGGGAUUCUGUGGGCCCGAGCCGCCAAAGGCUUUGUGUAUGGUGAAUCAAGUUUUUUGGGAGCUGACCUUCCCCUUGGCCUUUUUUGUGAACAUUGUUGUGAGCUUUGUCUUGAUUCCACAAAUCAAGAAGAUGCGUGACUGGCAGAAGCUGAAGCGAAUGCUGCGGCUGAAGCCACAGCUCCUCCAUAACGGCUUGGCAAUUGCUGGUGCUGUGGAAGCUAUGUUAGCGACGCCUCCUAUGAAGCUGUCGCACUUCCCAGUGUUGGUCCUUUUUUGGAAGUAUGUACAUCGUUUUUGCCUGGUAUUUCUUUCACCAGACAGGAAUUUUCCACUAUAUGUUCCUGGACAACCGCUUCAAGUACGAGCCUUUGGCCCUCGUGCUUUUAUUGAUCCUCCUGGCCGUCAUAUACUUUGCGGGCUCAGUAGCCCUCAACUACGCUGCCGACUCCUGGCCUGCCAGGCUUGCGAUCGUGGUAGCUGCUCUUGGCACGUGUACAUUCGGGCCAGGCAAAGUGGAUCCGGAAGAUGGCAGCAGCGCCUCUUUGCUUGCAUCUUGAGAGCCCACUGGAGCCAUUGCUACAGAGACCAUGGUCAAGGUGUUCCUGCUUUGCCUUUCAUUGCUUGGAAAUCUAGGGAUUUCCAGCAAAGCCUGCCUCAGGGGUUUGAAGGAACUCCAGAGCUUUGA
Durusdinium trenchii is the source of this 1089-nucleotide messenger RNA. The record is from the annotation of a GenBank genome assembly. Lineage: Eukaryota; Dinophyceae; Suessiales; Symbiodiniaceae.